Diorhabda sublineata is the source of this 1251-nucleotide messenger RNA. RefSeq names its product tigger transposable element-derived protein 6-like. The transcript has 4 exons. The record is from RefSeq and is a predicted model, not a curated record. Gene Ontology annotation, cellular component: nucleus. The coding region runs from base 1 to 1251 and encodes 416 amino acids. Gene Ontology annotation, molecular function: DNA binding. NCBI's taxonomy places the organism in Eukaryota, Metazoa, Arthropoda, Insecta, Coleoptera, Chrysomelidae.
AUGGUGGAUGUUACAAUACAGAACGCAUGGACGCUGUACAGAAAAACUGGGAGAAACAUCAGCCAACUCGAUUUUAGAAGUAUAGUGCAGACAUAUCUUACAAAAUAUAAGAAACCACCGAAAUCCAUAGGAAAAGUAGCCACGGCAGCUGCAAGCGACUCAAGAGUUGGUAGCGACGUGAGAUAUGAUGGCUUACACCAUUAUAUCCAACAUGUUCCUGGAGGCAAAAGAAGAAGGUGUGCCAGUACUGGUUGUUCGAGCAAAGGAACAAAAAUGUGCAGCUACAGUGAUAGUGACGUAUUCAACGCUGAUGAGACAGGUUUAUUUUAUAAACUUACGCCUGACCGUACCCUUCACUUCAAAGGAGAAAAAUGUUCAAACGGGAAACUUUCGAAAGAAAGGAUAACUGUUUUAGUUGCUGCAAACAUGAGUGGAUCAGAAAAACGUAAGCAUUUCGUGAUAGGAAAGUCUAAGAACCCGCAUUGCUUCAAAAAUGUAAAAAAUUUGCCAGUCGAUUAUUACAAUAACCAGAAAGCCUGGAUGACAACCGAUCUGUUCAAUAAAUUCCUUUUAGACUGGGACAAGGAAUUGAAGAAAAAGCGCAGAAAGAUUUUGCUACUCAUCGAUAAUUGCCCUUCUCAUAUUAAUUUGAGAGAUUUUGAAUUUAUAAAGGUUGUAUUUUUACCACCUAACACAACGUCCGUUCUCCAGCCAAUGGACCAAGGGAUAAUACAGAAGAUUAAAACCAAUUUCAGAAAGCAGCUUGUUUUACGGUUUCUUCAAGAUGUGGAGGAAAAUCGGGAAACAAAAAUUAGCAUCCUUGAUGCUAUUAUAAUGGUCCACCAAGCUUGGGAAGAUGUACCUGCGACAACAAUCACAAAUUGUUUCAAACAUUCUGGUGUGCUGGGAAAUCAAAAUGAGGAACAACCGUCAGAACCAGCCGAAACUAACGCACUGGAUGAACCUGAGUUUUUGCCGUGGUCCGAAUCCUUAGAACUGCCAACCUUAAUAAAUAAAGAUGUCUUAGCAGACUAUGCAAAAAUUGACGAGGGUCUCCACACGGAACAAGAUAUUAGUGAUGAGGACCUUAUCAAUGAACUUGACGCCGAUAUUGAAACCGACAAUGGAGAAGAGGAUGAAGAAGAACAACAACUUGACAUCCCACCGUUAACCGACGCAUUGAGGGCGGCACAACUUUUGAAGAAAUUUGUGAUGUAUGUCAUGAUCGGUUAUAACGACGAUCGGCUAUAG